Molecule: messenger RNA, 672 nt
Organism: Exaiptasia diaphana
Lineage: Eukaryota; Metazoa; Cnidaria; Anthozoa; Actiniaria; Aiptasiidae
Product: TNF receptor-associated factor 2
Exons: 2
Coding region: 1-672 (223 amino acids)
Biological process (GO): regulation of canonical NF-kappaB signal transduction; positive regulation of JNK cascade; tumor necrosis factor-mediated signaling pathway
Cellular component (GO): plasma membrane signaling receptor complex
Molecular function (GO): protein binding
Source: RefSeq, a predicted model, not a curated record
AUGCCUUCUGGCAACUGGAACCUGCUGUUAUGCAAAUUGGGGAUGCAAGUUCAAGAGAUCAGGAGACUUCAAGAGGAAAGCAAGAAACAAGUGGCGGAAUUCAAAACAAAGCUCACGGCACUUAAAGACGAAAACAAGAAUCUUGAGAAAGAAGUGACRGAACUGAAAUCGUCCAACGUCACACUGAUGAACAAAGACGAUCAGUCAUGUUAUAGUUACACGUGGAAAAUCAAGGAUUUCAGCAAACAACUAGAGCUUGCAAAGAAAGGUCGUGAUAUCAGACUGACUAGUGAAUCAUUCUACACUCACAAGUAUGGAUACAAACUGAAGCUAAGGUUAUAUCCUAAUGGACAGGGCAAUGGCAAGGGUACACAUGUAUCGGUAUAUAUGGCUAUAAUGCGUGGUGAAUACGAUGCCAUAUUGAAUUGGCCAUUUACCCCUAAAUGGAAGUUUAUUGUGCAUGACCAGAAACCAAAMCACUCGAUGCGUAAAAAUAUUAAACAGAGUUAUAGUGAUGAAAAAAGCCAUGAUGCCUACCAAAAACCAACAGCUAAUGAAAACGCAGGAAUAGGGAAAACAACCUUUGUAUCUCAUGAUAAAUUAAAAACUGAGAACUACGUCGUCGAUGGAGUAGUUUUCAUCACUUUCGAAUUAGAGAAUCCACAAAUCUGA